UUGUUUACAUUCAUUUCCUGUUGGUUGUUUUGCAUUGCAGUGUCGUUUUUAAACGUAAAAAAUGACUGAAGCCAUUCUAAAAGAAAAUAUUAAGCGUCGUGGUACCUGUAAGGCUCAGUUGACUAAUUUUAAUACCUAUUUGAGUGAAUUACCAGAAAAAUUAACUCCUCAUCAAAGGUUUGAGCUCGAGCUGCGUAUUUCGAGGUUGGAAUUAGUGUUUAACGACUUCCAUGACGUGCAAUUACAGAUCGAAUGUGCCCAUGAAGAAGCUGCCGAGCAAUACUCCCAGCGGAAUACUUUCGAGGCAACGUACUACAGCAGCAUCGCUCGCGCCCAGCUCCUGCUGAGCGAGGCGGAGGGUCCUGCAGGCAGGAGUAGUAAGUCACCACCAGCCGAUAUGCAGGUGACGGAUAUGAAGCGCACAAAGCUCGGACCAAAAUGACUUAUUGCCACUCACACCUGGCCACUUCAUCAUCGGGCGAAGUAUGACGGCGAUCCCAGAAGAAGACCUUACUUCACGCACCAGAUUAGUGGACAGAUACCAGAAGAUUAAACAGCUUCGCCAGCACUUCUGGGCACGUUGGCAACUAGAAUAUAUAAGUGAGCUUCAGAUCCGAACUAAAUGGAGGCAGUCGACGAACGGGCAACUAGAGAUUGGGACCCUCGUCGUUAUCAAAGAUAAGCAACAACCUCCAAUAAAAUGGCUCCUAGGGAGAAUACAACGAGUCUUCCCAGGGCGCGACGGCGUUACCAGAGUCGCAGAGAUUCAAACUGCCACUGGAUUGCUGCGCAGAGACUUUACCAAGAUCUGCCCCUUACCCGUGGACACUACAGUUGAAGACGACACUUCAAGGUCCGCCGGCAUGUCGCGUACCACUCCAACAGGGCGACCGCGGGGUGAGGUGACAGCGGGGAGCAGCCAUCUUCGGGAUUGACUUACUUACUAGCCACCGCGGCCAUGACUCGGCUCUUUACAUUUUUGUAUAUUUUUUUAUAAUUAAAAUCAUAGUAACAAU
This is a messenger RNA of Leguminivora glycinivorella, 1016 nucleotides long. RefSeq lists its product as uncharacterized. Bases 62 to 442 code for a protein of 126 amino acids. The transcript is spliced from 2 exons. The record is from RefSeq and is a predicted model, not a curated record. NCBI's taxonomy places the organism in Eukaryota, Metazoa, Arthropoda, Insecta, Lepidoptera, Tortricidae.